AAAGAUAUCAGGCCUAGAAAUGAACGCGAUCAGAGCCAGAGACAUUGUUGACGACCCGCGCCUGGUGGCCCCGAAUCCGUACCUUAACUUUUUGCGCUACCUCAAGCGCAAGAAGCCUCGCUACGGCCUCAGGCGGCUCCUGCAGGAGGCGCCCGCUCUCUGGGAGACGCUGACAGCGGCCCAGCGGAGGCUGUUCGAACAAGAUCGCAUCUUGGCACGCAUCAUUCGGCGCACGAUUGCCAGGCGUCGUCAUCGCCGUCGUCGGCUGCUGCGCCGCAAUCUGCGCCACCCCCGGCACGGACAUGCUCAGGUACGACGACCCAUCUACAACAGGCGCCGACCGCCCAGGCGCCGAGGCAGAUUAAGAAAAUAGUGAAGGAGGAAUAGGAGAAGUCCCUCUUCCCUGCGUUGGCUUUCUUUCUCUUUUGCCGCCAGUUCAAGUUCCAGUUUAAAUUUAACUUUUUGUGCUUCUGCCUCUGCUUCUGCUCGUGCUGCUGCCGACUGACUGACCCACUAGCGGCCACGCAUAGAACUAAUUAGCUGGUAAUACGAGCUCAGAGCAGCCAGGGGUCAAGCGUCGCCACGUCGAGCCAAAUAACCUUACCAAAGUCCCAUUGUCACCUGGCAACCGGCAACAGCAGUUUUCUGAGGCCCGAGACCACCUGCCACCUGCAAUUGCUGCUUUUUUUUCAUAAUCAAAACGCGGAGGCGUGGGCUGCUGCUGCUGCUGCCGCUGCCGAGUGAAUAUGCAAACACUCUGCCAUCACUUUCACUUUUGCACUCUUUAUUGGAGAGCUGGAGAGGACCCGGAGGAGACCAAGCACUUCCGGUCGCUCCUUCCUAUCUGUUGAAUGCUUUUAUUGUCCAGUGAACAAAUUUGGCCUUUUACUUGGCGAUUGUCUUCUCGCCUCCUGGGAAACCACUCAACAAUUGUUAUAUAUUUCAAAAGCACAUACAAAA
Molecule: messenger RNA, 960 nt
Organism: Drosophila persimilis
Lineage: Eukaryota; Metazoa; Arthropoda; Insecta; Diptera; Drosophilidae
Exons: 2
Coding region: 20-373 (117 amino acids)
Source: RefSeq, a predicted model, not a curated record